Molecule: messenger RNA, 608 nt
Organism: Cebus imitator (Panamanian white-faced capuchin)
Lineage: Eukaryota; Metazoa; Chordata; Mammalia; Primates; Cebidae
Gene: UBA52
Product: ubiquitin A-52 residue ribosomal protein fusion product 1
Exons: 5
Coding region: 131-517 (128 amino acids)
Biological process (GO): protein ubiquitination; modification-dependent protein catabolic process; translation
Cellular component (GO): nucleus; cytoplasm; ribosome
Molecular function (GO): ubiquitin protein ligase binding; structural constituent of ribosome; protein tag activity
Source: RefSeq, a predicted model, not a curated record
AGCGCGGCGCGGAUUGUGACGCAGGCGCCCAGCGUGCUCCGCGCGCAAGCGCUUUCGGCGGCGAUUCGGCGGUUUCCGGUUCCGCAGUCCUCUUUUUCUUCAGCGAGGCGGCAGAGUUGCAGACGCAGAGAUGCAGAUUUUUGUGAAGACCCUCACGGGCAAGACCAUCACCCUUGAGGUCGAGCCCAGUGACACCAUUGAGAAUGUUAAAGCCAAAAUUCAAGACAAGGAGGGUAUCCCACCUGACCAGCAGCGUCUGAUAUUUGCCGGUAAACAGCUGGAGGAUGGCCGCACGCUCUCAGACUACAACAUCCAGAAAGAGUCCACCCUGCACCUGGUGCUGCGCCUGCGAGGUGGCAUUAUUGAGCCUUCCCUCCGCCAGCUUGCCCAGAAAUACAACUGCGACAAGAUGAUCUGCCGCAAGUGCUAUGCUCGCCUGCACCCCCGUGCUGUCAACUGCCGCAAGAAGAAGUGUGGCCACACCAACAACCUGCGCCCCAAGAAGAAGGUCAAAUAAGCCUCUUCCUUCCUGGAAGGGCAGCCUCCUGCCCAGGCCCCAUGACCCUGGAGCCUCAAUAAAGUGUCCCUUUGGUUGACUGGAGCAGCAA